This is a messenger RNA of Sipha flava (yellow sugarcane aphid), 2802 nucleotides long. RefSeq names its product limbic system-associated membrane protein-like. Gene Ontology annotation, cellular component: neuronal cell body; axon; plasma membrane. Gene Ontology annotation, biological process: homophilic cell-cell adhesion; synapse organization. Gene Ontology annotation, molecular function: protein binding; axon guidance receptor activity. The record is from RefSeq and is a predicted model, not a curated record. Bases 566 to 2026 code for a protein of 486 amino acids. Lineage: Eukaryota; Metazoa; Arthropoda; Insecta; Hemiptera; Aphididae. The transcript has 12 exons.
GACGCCGUCACUACCGCCGCUGACUCGUCCAGUAGCCCUCGUGGAUCCGACCCCGUCCGGUUGCCCGCAACUCCGUCGCAGCUCCGAGACCCUCUCGUCCCGAUCCGCGGUAUUUUGCCGUGCGCGCGAUUUUUCGCCAGAAUACACAUUUGACCGUUACCGACUGUUCACCGCACUCGUUCUCUCUCGCUCUCUUUCUCACUCGUUCUCCACGGAUCUAUUUCCGGGGCGUUCGUCCGCGCACGUGGCGGUGAGAAACCGGGGGAAAAAAAAAAAAAAAUAAUAAAAAUUAUAACAAACAGAAACCGAAUACGACUACGGGCGAACGGUAGAAAAACGUUUCGAUUCCGGAAAUCGAGCUCUCCGGCGGGCUUCUAGGCGACCAGCGUUCUCGUCUAUCCGUAGCGAUAUCCGCGCCGCGUCCACCGUCGGUCCGGUGGAAUUUUUCGAUCCCGAUUUCCGCAGCUCCGACCGAUCGUAGGUCCGCGAUCCCGUCGCUCCCUUUUGUCCCCCCCUUUCCCCCCACGUCGGUCCCGGUCACCGGGCUCUCGCGCAACCCGCAACCAUGAAUCUGAUGUACCCGAACCUGCUGUUCUGGAUGUACGUGGUGCUGACGCUAGCCGAGCCGCCGUACAUCGUUCCGUUCAAAGAGUUGGAUAACGCCGAUCUGUACGUUCAAAUGGACCCCAACAAGAUUCCCAAGUUUUUGACAAAGCCAAGCACAUACACGGUCGUCACCAAGGACACAAUCGUUUUGCCGUGUGAAGUAUAUAAUCCCGGUCACUUUGUGCUAGCCUGGAAAAAAGGAAUAGCUAUCCUUACUGCCGGGAUAACUAAGGUGACACCGGAAGAACGUAUACGGAUCGUCGAAGGAUACAAUUUGGAGAUUCGUAAUGCUCAGAUCAAUGAUGCUGGUAAUUAUAUAUGUCAAAUCGGAACACUUGAUCCAGUGGAACUUAAACAUACAUUGCAAAUACUCAUUCCACCAAGAAUUGUUGGAAUAACAUCAAACGGGAAAGUUAGCGCAAAGAAAGGAUCAGACGUGAUUCUUCAAUGUAACUCAACAGGAAACCCUCCACCAACAAUCACGUGGACUCGUAAAAACAAUAUGCUACCGAAUGGUGAAAAAUCGUUCGUCGGAAAUUCUUACACGAUCGACUCAGUCCGAAGACAAGAUGACGGAGUUUACAUUUGCACCGCAUCGAGCACUAUCGGGUCGUCCGUCUCCGAAGAAAUCGACCUCAACAUACUGUAUCCUCCUGAAGUUAAAGAAGAGCGAUCGAUUGUAUUUACGGUGGAAGGACAAGAAACACAAAUUGUCUGUAUAGUGCACGCAGAGCCGAAAGCUGAAGUCUUGUGGUACAGAGACACGUUACAGCUGGAUAUGACUGAAUGGCGAAUCACUGAUGUCAGAGGUAACCGAUACACGUUAGGCCUGAGAAAAGUGCAGAAAACUGAUUUUGGAAAUUACUCCUGUGUGGCUGAUAAUGGACUUGGCAAAAGCAAACGAUUCAUCGAAGUGACUGGAAGACCAGACGUUGCAGUCAUUACCAGUUCAAAACAAGGCCGUUCAAAAAAUUCAUACGAAAUGUUAUGGACAGUAAAAAGUUAUAGCCCAAUUUUAGAAUACAAAUUACUAUACCGGCAAGAUAGGACAAAUAAGAGCAACCAAGAAAUCCAGUACAAACGUCCCAUGAGAAGAUGGGACGACGAUUGGACCGAAAUAUUGAUCAACCCUGCAUCCACCGAUCAAUUGGAAAAGCGAAGAACCGAGACCAUUCGAGGCUUGGACUCAGGCACUAGAUACGAGGCAACCGUUCAAUCCAAAAACCGCUAUGGCUGGAGCGAAGUCUCCCAACCUUUCUUCUUCACCACCAGCACAAAGAACGAAGCACACCCAGGAAAUUCUGUUCUUUCCGAUCCAGAAUUGAGAGACAUGAGCAUCACCGCCAUCAACAAGGCUUCAAAGAUGAUCCAGAUACCGUUGCUUUGCAUUGUGGCUGUGAUCACCUACUACCUUGCUUAAAUUCCAAAUAAUUUCCAUAGUUCCAGCCCUACUCUACCCUCUAGUCAAUAUUUUCACGGAUACCCCUACACCUGGAAAUCCAUCACAACACAUCAAAACCUCAACAAACACGUAUAUACUUCUUCAUCUCUCUGUUUACUUUCCAUACUUCGAAUCUUCCCAUCGUCAAUAACUAUGUGUUAAGUCGUACUGUUUAGACAUCUUUCUAAGUUCGCUAAUUACUUCAAGGUAUCCAAUAAUCUUGUCACGUCUGCCACACACUCUGAAUACAUUUCAGUUAUCAUUUCAUUUUUAAGUGAUUCGGAGAACCAUUCAGUUUUAAAUGUUCCCAUUACAUUACGCUAGACAGCCUAUAACAACCAAUCGAGGGUUGUUCAAUACGUUACUCUUUUGCCGGUUGAUUAAUGACCUCCUGUUCUGCAUUCUUCGCUUAAAGCCAGAUAGUAGAAUAAUUUCUUUAAAACAUUCCGUACAGACUUCAACGGAUCUACCACAGUAAUUCCUAACCGACUGACAUUCGUCGUAUUUAUUUAUCUUUUAUUCUAAUGUUAAUCCAACACUCUUUUCGUUUUACUUUUCCCAUCAUUUUCCUAUUCCGUUUUCGUUUCAUUCGUACCCGGAUCAACGAAACUAAAAUAACACUUAAGACUGUCUAUUCUUUGUACCAUCCUCUUCACCCAGCGUUAUCAUGAGAAAAUUUUAACAAAGAUCUACGAAAAAAAAAAACCAAUGAUCAUAAAAUAUUGCUGUGUACAGCAAAACAGCUAUCUACGAAA